Molecule: messenger RNA, 5473 nt
Organism: Haliotis rubra (blacklip abalone)
Lineage: Eukaryota; Metazoa; Mollusca; Gastropoda; Lepetellida; Haliotidae
Product: synaptotagmin-4-like
Exons: 4
Coding region: 160-1428 (422 amino acids)
Biological process (GO): calcium-ion regulated exocytosis; vesicle fusion; regulation of dopamine secretion
Cellular component (GO): membrane; synapse; axon
Molecular function (GO): calcium-dependent phospholipid binding; phosphatidylserine binding; SNARE binding
Source: RefSeq, a predicted model, not a curated record
UCAGUAGUUCCCGACUGUUGCCGCGCACGGCCAAACGACGCCAUCUUGGAAGUUAAGGAAGGAAUAUGGCGUGAAUAUUUCAACAGGCUGAAACCAUUUUUGCUGUGUGACAUCCCAAUAUUGCCGAGAUUUUUGUGAAUUUUGUUCCAUAUUAACACAAUGCCCGUUCAACAAGCCGGACAUCCUCUUCAGCAUAUUUCUAAUGGCGCUAUUUCCGGUAUUGUCAUCGGUGCCGUGGGCUUCGUGAUAACAGUGUCGGUGGUGGCUUACAAAUGUUACCGACGCCGUGUCAUGCGCAAUGCCCAGAACCGCCUCUCUUCCGCCAUCAAGAAAGGGCUCCAGGAAAGCAAUUCGGGCAGCAUGAAAAAGAGCGCACCAGUGAGAGGCAAGGUUAUUAUGAAGUCUAAAGCUACAAGUCCAAUAACUCCCCCUGACCCAGAAAGAGAUCCUUUCCACAGAGGAACCACCUCUCCCGGCUUCUCACCAACUGGUGGUGACCCAAGUUCAAUCAAAACGGAAGUGUACGUGGAGAACGAAAAAGAUGGCGCCACACCGGAAAAGGAAGACGUCAUGCGCGAGCAUCAUUUGGAAGAGAAGACGACCAAACUUGGGUCCCUCCACUUCUCUGUCACCUACGAUGUGCAGAAGACUGCGCUGUUGGUCACAAUGAUCAAGGCGGUUGAACUGCCGCCACGUGACCCGAGUUUGGGCGGAUGUGACCCCUAUGUGAAGUUGCAGCUGCUUCCGGAAAAGAAGCACAAGUGCAAGACCAGGGUUCUGCGGAAGACCUUGAACCCUGUGUAUGACGAGACCUUCACCUUCUAUGGAAUCAACCUUAACCAAAUACCCGGGAUUACCCUCCACUUUGUUGUUCUCAGUUUCGACCGCUUCUCCCGGGAUGACAUUAUCGGGGAGGUGAUAUACCCGCUUGCUGGUGUGGACGUGAGUGAGAAGGAGGUGCCACUGAGCAAGGAGAUCUCGCCCCGACAUCUCAAGUUCCGGAGUCAGGGCCGUGGGGAACUGCUUGUGUCUCUCUGCUACCAACCCGCCGCGAACAGACUCGGAGUGGUCGUUCUUAAAGCCAGAAACCUCCCCAAGAUGGACAUCACUGGACUCUCAGAUCCAUACGUUAAGAUCUACCUACUCUACAACGGACAACGGAUAGCCAAGAAGAAAACCCACGUGAAGAAACGUACACUGAACCCGGUCUUCAACGAAUCCUUCCUGUUCGACGUGCCCUACAACGAGGGCCUACAGAACAUCAGCCUGGAACUGCUGGUACUUGACUGGGAUCGUAUGACGAAAAACGAAGUCAUUGGUCGUCUCGAAAUUGGCGCCAAACUGGUCGGACAAGAGGCCAAUCAUUGGAACGAGGUUAUGAAUUGUCCCCGGAAACAGAUUGCCGAGUGGCAUAAACUGAAGGAAUAGAGACUGAGCCAAUGUGAAAGACGGGAUGAAAGACUGAGAUUUUAUUUGUGAAAGGACGCGAGUGUGGUUCAUUUAUUAUACGGAUUGACCAGGACCAUCCUCAGACAGUGCUAAAUCUUGAAAUCGCCUUGCAGAGUCUUUGACAUACCUUUUGGUGAUUAGCCACAUACUAUUGUUCCAAGUUCUUACUACAUUUGUAAUACCGAUUUCUUAUGAAACAUAUGAAACCAUUCUCAAAGGUAAUAUUUAUUUAGAAAUCUUUCAACUUUUCUCGGAACAAUAUCUCCUUUUCAGGACUGAGUGGACAGUUAUGUCACGUGUUUCGGAUCCCUGAGGACAGGAUUUAGAGGAUAUUGGGUGAAACUAGAAAAGCAAUUGGUACUUUCUUCUCAUCCUUAAUACGUUUUACAUCAAUUGUUAUUAUGAAAAUCAUGUUUGAUUUCACAGUAGCUUUAUAAAAAUCCCAUCUCAAGCUUUUAGCAAGUUCGUUUUGAGAUGAAGUAACGUUGCAUUAUCUUUUGUGCAAAAUGGUGUGUUUUACAGUGGAUUCAUGUUUAUUCUAAUUACGUUUAAUUCAAAGAAAGCCAUAAAUCGUAAUAAACAUGAAGGAUGUAGGGUAUGAUUUAACCUUUGUCAAAAAUUAGUCCAUAACCGAACUUCUUUUUUACCAACAAAAAGGCAUCUUUGUAAAAUUAAACAUGAUUUCUCGAGGUGACACGUCACUUCUGUUGCAUUUUGAAAGUUACACCCAAGACAUUUAUCGAUGAUGUAAAUAUUUGUUAGAAUUGUGCAUGUACAAUGCUUAAAACGAAUGCUGUUCGACUGUGUCUGGAUCUAACAGCCCUGCCAUGGAUACAGAGUUAGAUGCAGCUUUAGCGUUACCCGAUAAUUUACAUUAUCCUCACUGGAGAGAGGGCAAUAAAUUCUUCUUAUGAUCAAGAACAUCCGUCACCAUUCAACCCUUUCUGGCUAUUGCAAGACUCGUUCCCCCGUCGAUGCUGUGCGGGAAAGUAAACUCAACCAAUCGGAAAGCGCGUAUGACUGGGUACAUUUGUCGACGAACCCCUUUAAAUAUUUUUUUGAAGUUACACACGCAUUUAAUUCAUACCAAAAUGCCAGUAAAAUGUUGUAACACACGUAUGAAAAUUGCAGCCGUUUUAGAUUUAGAUAAUGCCCAUUUUAUAUUUGCAAUUCAGAUGCGUACAUCAAUUUCAUUCGCUAUUACCUUUUGCACGGAAGAACCACGUAAAUAUAAUGGCUUCAAGAGGGGAACGAGUCGCCAUUCGGCUUUUCCGGAAUGGCAUGACUGGUCACGAAUGACUCUAAAACUGGGCAGGGCAUUUUUAAGCAGCCUUUCAAAAUGUAUAUGUAUUACAAAUGACCAACGCCGUUCUUGCUAGUUGGUGAUAGUGGUACGUGAAAUUCAGCUCAUUUUGACAGCAGCACUGGCAUCCAUCAUCCAAGCUCAAGGAACAGGAUAAUACAUGUUACAGGAUUGUGUUCCAGCCAUGUAUCAGGUGGCCAUGGCGGUGCGGUAUAAUGGUACUUGUGGCUAUAUUACAGCUGUGUUUCUCGUCUGUUAACGUGUCCAUGUUCAUACCGCUUACAUAUCGUUGUUAUAGCUCAACGUGACGACGUCAGAUGUCACUUGUUCAUAGGCUAUAUAUAUUCGCUGUAGAUAAACAAACGUUGUGAUAUUGUACGUACUUAAGGGCAUAUGUGAUCCUACAAAGUUCAAUCAAACCAGUUACUCGGAUGAAUUUCUCAAAACCCUUCCCUUCCCCUACCUCUCCCCUCUCCCAUCUUUCAGGUGAACUUCACCUUGGUAAUAAAAACGUCAAAUUACCGACGCAACAAGGGGAGAUCACUCUGUAGGAUUAUGUCCAGCUGAGAUUUUGAAGAUACCACCAUUCUGAUGUUCUGUGAAUAUAACCACCGGUAUUUGUUGUGAAUAUGUGAUAUUAUAUUGUUUUUAUCUGAGACGGAAGUAUUUGUCGUUGCUGUUUUUCAACCGUCACUUCCGCGUUUACCGGUUUUCGUAAAUGGACUGCGCAUGCGCAAAGGCAUGCCAAAUCAUUGGAUAAAUAUCAUGUUACUUAGUGCUACAGUUGAAAUAUUUCGGUCUAUUAAAGUAAAACAAAUAUUCACAAGCAUUUGUGUAGAAACAAAACACUUAUUGUGGUUAAUAUGUUACGAUGUAAACAUUCUUGACCGGUAGCACAAAACUGUCAUGCUCAUUUCCCAUUGAAAUGUUUUCCACCUUUCGUAUGAGUUAUAAUCCUUGACGAUUGUUUUGUAUACAGUUAACGGAUCUACGAAAUACCACCGAUUGUACAUAAAAACUACAUGUUGACGUAUUCUGUUACUAUAGUGAUCUGUCACGAUCAAUGUUCCACGAUUAGUAUUUUAUGUUUAUCCAAGUCUCCCACAACUUCUACAUACCUGCUCUCUGUCAUCUAACGAUCGUUCUUGUAAACACUCACUUGUUGAAGACAAACAAAGUAAUCACGAUUAGUAUAUAAGGUUUGAAUUUGCGGUUGUGCAUACACUACAAAACUGCCAUUUCAAAGGCUUGCACUGUUAUACCCAUCGUAAAGGCAAACAUACCGUACAGUCAUUGCCCGCGAAGACGUAACAUUAUAUUGAUAUAUUUUACCACAGGAAAUAGUUGUGCGAGGAUCAGACUAAUUACUUGAUGUGUAUGUGUUUUUAAUUUAUUUCUCCUCUCCCAGAUUAUAUUUUGUUACCUUUUGUGUAUGUCAUUACCACGUAGAAGAAAAAUAUGUAAAAUCAUGUCAAAAAUAUAAAUAAAAUCUUUGUAUAUAUGAUAUAUUUAUGUAUAUUUUCAACCGUUGGGAUAUGCCAAAUAAAAUGAAUGUGAACAUUCAAGAUUGGUUUAAAUGUUGUUAUCUCCAUUUGGAAAUGUCACUCUCUCGCGACACAAAAGUAAAGACUAUGUUUCUCCUCGAAAUUAAUGAUUUUUUUGGUAUUUAUUUGGCAUAUCUCCAUUAGUAAUAGUGACGUAUAUAUGGUUUAUCUAUCGUGCAGAUAUUUUGGAACACUUAGCAAACGAAAGGGGUUAUUUAAAAAAAACAUCUUGGAAGAGCUACGGACAGAAGAUUGAUGAAUUGCGAAGGAAAUAAAAAUGCUAAACUUUUAUGACCAGAAUGCUUUGGAAGAUCAAAGAAAGUUACUUCAUGUUUGUAGGACAUGAUGUUUCCUACUGAACACAGGGCAAUGCAAUACAACCACAUACAAGAUAGCUACCUGCACUGUAGGGGAUAUUACCGUGACCAUGCCGUGCCAUGGGUGCUAUAUAACACUAGAAUGCAGCCAUACCACUGAGUACUGGUACCAAUACUGUUGUCCUGCUGGUGACAUUCAAACUUUGCAAUCUUCAUAAUUUACAAUAUGUCUUCUUUGUGUUAGCCACGGCAUGUGUUGUGCAGUUGGAUACUCUCGUCAUGAAUGGGAACAUUUACGAAAGAAAUAUAUGGAAUUGGUAUACAACCGGAAAUCGUGUCAGAUAUAGGCACCAAUGCAUUUAAAAAAUAUUUAUUGUGGUGCAGACUUAGCGCAAGAUUUUAUACAAAAAUAUUUCGAAUGAUAUAGAUCUACCUUUUUUCGUUCGGUAUAAAUAUCAAUCACAAGUAUUCGAACAAUAGCAUGCCUAACCUGCUACAUUUUGAAAUAACAUUUUCUGAGAAUAUCUGAUCACCUACGGUGCAUAGAAGUGUCUUGUACAUGGAUAAAUGUGUCCAUUCACAAUGGAGAUCCGUGACAUUCGCUUUCUUUGUAUACCACUUCCAUAAAAGAAUUGAUUAGAACCAGUAAUAACUGUAGGUGCUUUAUGAACCAACCGUCAUGUGUAUCCAGCUCAACGCUGAUGUCGAAUAUUGCAAGUUGUGGUCAUGCAUCAUGUCAGAUAGAUAGCAUUCAUGGUGGACGUCAGCUGACCGUUACACAGCUGGUGUGUGGCUACUGGAAUUAGUGUGUCAUCCAGCGGUAACGAUUCCGUGUAAUAAAGAGAGCUAUUCUUGUUGAA